Molecule: messenger RNA, 2464 nt
Organism: Rattus norvegicus (Norway rat)
Lineage: Eukaryota; Metazoa; Chordata; Mammalia; Rodentia; Muridae
Gene: Wnt10a
Product: Wnt family member 10A
Exons: 4
Coding region: 649-1902 (417 amino acids)
Biological process (GO): tongue development; cellular response to transforming growth factor beta stimulus; sebaceous gland development
Cellular component (GO): extracellular region
Molecular function (GO): receptor ligand activity; signaling receptor binding
Source: RefSeq, marked provisional
UUCCUUCACCCUUUGCACGCGUUUCCCCUCCCCCCAACACACAGGGCGCUAGUCCUAUACGGACUCAGUGGCCUCGGGGACGGAGCGUGCCACCCCCUGUCGUGACGUCACUUGGGGUAGAACCCUUAGACACUACAUGGGGGUUGGGGGGAGCAGAGCUCCCAGAGUCAGGACAGUCACUCACUCUCCAAGCGGUGGGGCUGGGCCAGACAGUACCGCCCCCACCGCGCCCGCCUCGCACACCCUCGGAAGCGCAGGCUCGCAGCGCGGCGCUGGGGGGGGGGCUGCUCCCCAGAACCUCGGCCUCCAGUCCCCAGCCCGCUGUACCUCCUUACCCUCUAGAGGCCCCCCUUUACCCUCUAGAGGCAUCAGGAGUUGUCGCAAGGGGCCCUUGGGAAAUUCCCUGGACCCCUGUGCCAGGAGGUGCCCGGUUCGCCCGCUCCCCAUCCACCCCCCCGAGGGCGGUGCCCGGGGGCGCUGCCCCAUGGAGCGGGGAGGCGGGCGCCGUCUGCUGCGGGAGCUGUGACCUGAGUAGGAGCUGUGUGUCGCAGCCACCCCACCCCUGCCGAUCAUGCGCCGGCGACCCUGGUUCGCCAGUCCCACUGGGCUGUGAGCCCCCCACUCCUGGCCUGUCACGGCCCGCGCGCCAUGGGCAGCGCCCACCCUCGCCCCUGGCUGCGGCUCCCACCAGGGCCCCAGCCGCGGCCUGAGCUCUGGGCGCUCCUGUUCUUCCUACUGCUGCUGGCUGCUGCUGUGCCCAGGUCAGCACCCAACGACAUCCUGGGCCUCCGCCUACCCCCAGAGCCUGUGCUCAACGCCAACACAGUGUGCCUGACAUUGCCCGGCCUGAGCCGGCGGCAGAUGGAGGUGUGUGUGCGUCACCCUGACGUGGCCGCCUCUGCUAUCCAGGGCAUCCAGAUCGCCAUCCAUGAGUGCCAGCAUCAGUUCCGGGACCAGCGCUGGAACUGUUCCAGCCUGGAGACUCGGAACAAAGUCCCCUACGAGAGCCCCAUCUUCAGCAGAGGUUUUCGAGAGAGUGCUUUCGCCUACGCCAUAGCAGCUGCCGGGGUGGUGCACGCAGUGUCCAACGCGUGCGCCCUGGGUAAACUGAAGGCUUGCGGUUGCGAUGCCUCCAGGCGUGGGGACGAAGAGGCCUUUCGUCGGAAGCUGCACCGCUUGCAGCUGGACGCCCUACAGCGCGGAAAGGGCUUGAGCCACGGGGUCCCGGAGCACCCUGCCAUACCCCCUGCCAGCCCAGGCCUGCAGGACUCCUGGGAGUGGGGUGGCUGCAGUCCGGAUGUGGGCUUUGGAGAACGCUUCUCCAAGGACUUUCUGGACUCCCGAGAGCCUCACAGAGACAUCCACGCACGCAUGAGACUCCACAACAACCGUGUGGGCAGGCAGGCGGUGAUGGAGAACAUGCGGCGAAAGUGCAAGUGCCACGGCACCUCAGGCAGCUGCCAGCUCAAGACCUGCUGGCAGGUGACGCCGGAGUUCCGCACAGUGGGGGCGCUGCUGCGCAACCGCUUCCACCGCGCCACGCUCAUCCGGCCGCACAACCGCAACGGUGGCCAGUUGGAGCCCGGCCUCGCGGGAGCACCCUCGCCAGCACCGGGUACUCCAGGGCUGCGCCGUAGGGCCAGUCACUCCGACCUGGUCUACUUUGAGAAAUCGCCCGACUUCUGUGAGCGCGAGCCUCGUCUGGACUCGGCAGGCACUGUGGGGCGCCUGUGCAAUAAGAGCAGCACGGGUCCAGACAGCUGCGGCAGCAUGUGCUGUGGCCGCGGUCACAACAUUCUGCGCCAGACGCGCAGCGAGCGCUGCCACUGUCGUUUCCACUGGUGCUGCUUCGUGGUCUGCGAAGAAUGCCGCAUCACUGAGUGGGUCAGCGUCUGCAAGUGAGCGGGCCCAAGCUCCUCUGGGUCUCAAGAAAGGUUCUCCUCCUGGUGCCUGGCUUCUGCCAUUAGCGACCUGGGCCAGGCAGCAGCAGCCUUGGCUCCUGAGAGAGAUGGUUGACUCUUAACAGCCCUGAGGGUCUGCAAUCACCGGACAGUCCAGAUCUGACUGACGUCCAUCUACUCACUUCUGUGGGUUCCCCUCUUUCUGUUCCUAGCUCAGGCAGGUGGGGGUGGUAGUGGAGACUGCCCCACACCCUAGGACAUGUCACCAAAGCAGCCCAGCCUGGCAGGCCCACCGCCUGUCAACUCUUCUCCCCUUCUCCAGCAGUGUUGGGCAAUGCACUGAAGCUGGUGGGCACUGGGAAGAAAACGCAGAAAUGGGCGUCAUUAGGCUGAAGUGUCUUUCUAAGGGCUCUAGAUCUCCCCCUCCACAGACUUCUGCUCCUGUCUUUUUCACUUAACGGAUAUUUAUUUUACACUCUCUUUUUGACACUCUCUGGGGAAAAAGAAGCCUCUGGGAGUUUACAGGCUGAUUAAGGGACAUGGACAAUAAACCAGUAAACACA